Zychaea mexicana is the source of this 567-nucleotide messenger RNA. RefSeq lists its product as uncharacterized. The coding region runs from base 1 to 567 and encodes 188 amino acids. NCBI's taxonomy places the organism in Eukaryota, Fungi, Mucoromycota, Mucoromycetes, Mucorales, Lichtheimiaceae. Gene Ontology annotation, molecular function: acyltransferase activity. The record is from RefSeq and is a predicted model, not a curated record. The transcript has 3 exons.
AUGGAUCAGGCUGUUGAGAUCUGUGCCCAGUCAAUGGCCACGGACACGCCUCGUCUUUUGACCAUUGAUGCUAUCCAAUGGGCUGGUUUCGACAUGACUGUCUCUGCUGCCAAAGAAACACUCGCUACUGCUAGAAUCACACCUAACGAUGUCCAAGUAGUCGAAUUGCACGAUUGUUCCUCCGCCAAUGAGUUGUUGACAUACGAUGCUCUCGGCUUGACUGUCCCAGACAAGGCUCACACGACUCGGGUAAUAACAUAUAUGGCGGUAAAUAUGUUAUCAACCCUUGGGCGGUUUGAUCUCCAACGGCCAUCCUCUUGGUGCCACUGGCUUGGCUCAGUGCACAGCUUCCGUGAACGGGCUGGCGACCGUCAAGUCCCCAACUGCAAAUAUGCUCUCCAGCAUAACGUCGGUCUCGGUGGUGCCGUCGUCGUUGGUAUCUACAAAAAGGCUAACGGCAAUGCUACCCAGCCUCAUGUCGGCUACCGUCCAGCAAUCGAGGCUCAUCUCAUUACCCAAGAGCAUUACAACAAGGCUUGCUCAAAGCCAAAGAACCGAGCCGGGUAA